Messenger RNA from Mercenaria mercenaria, 1611 nucleotides. Its product is annotated as myo-inositol 2-dehydrogenase-like. Lineage: Eukaryota; Metazoa; Mollusca; Bivalvia; Venerida; Veneridae. Bases 70 to 1233 code for a protein of 387 amino acids. The record is from RefSeq and is a predicted model, not a curated record. Gene Ontology annotation, molecular function: nucleotide binding; oxidoreductase activity. Gene Ontology annotation, biological process: NADPH regeneration. The transcript is spliced from 9 exons. Gene Ontology annotation, cellular component: cytoplasm.
AUAACUGCAAAUAUUGUUCAUACAACUUUAUCCUUAACAAGGAAUAAGGAUUCAUAUUUUCAGUUAGCCAUGCUUAGCAAAUUGAGACUCGGACUUUUGGCUAGCAGGUCGUGUGCUAAGUUCAAUUCAGUUCAAGAAGGAAUACUGUCGCUGACCGCACUAACCAAUAAUAAGCGGGAGCUACAUACUGAGAACGGCCGAGAAAUAAAGAAACAAUACUCGGUUGGACUAUUUGGUUGCGGAAGAAUAGCAGGCGUACAUCUGAAGAACAUAUUGCGCAAUCGCCGGUUGGACCUAAAAUGGAUCGUAGAACAAGAUCAGGACAGAUUUCAGGAGGUGAAGGAACAGUUCGUAUUAGGGGACGAAAUCAAGUUUCACUUGCCAUCUGAUAGAGACCAGCUGCUGUCUGAUAAAAGUUUAGAUGCAGUUAUUGUAGUUUCGCCCACAAAUACACAUACAGAGUACAUUUGCCAAAGUCUUAAACAAGGUAAAGCUGUUUUUACAGAGAAACCGGCUGGGGAGUCGGUAUCGGAUAUAAGAACAUGUUAUGAAACAGCCGAGGACAAAGGUCUCACACUCGUUACCGGAUAUACCAGACGGUUUGAUGCAGAAUUUUGCGAUGUGAAGAAUGCUGUGGAUAAUGGGGUUCUAGGUAAAUUACAGUGCAUAAAAACCACGACUAGAGAUUCACCAAAACCAUCGUACACAUUCCUUAAAACAGCUGACAGUUCAGGGUGCAAUAUACUUGCUGAUCUCGGAGUCCAUGACAUUGACAUGAUUGUGUGGCUAACCAAAGCACAGAAGCCGGAAUCCAUCUUCAUAAACUGUCAUGUACAGGACGAUGAGCUAAAAGAGUGCGGACAACCAGACUCAAUGGCGGGAAUGAUAAAAUACCCGGAUGGAACGUUAGUUACCAUGGAUGUGUUCAGAGAGAGUUGCUAUGGUUACGAUAUACGGCUGGAGGCUUUCGGUACACAAGGUAUGGCGAUGGCUGAGAAUCCAAGAGAAAGUUCCACAAUUAUAGAUGGCAUUGGCGGGGGUCGCAGCAGACGACUGUUUAACUCGUUCCCGCAGAGAUUUGAAGCUCCGUUCGAAGCAGAAAUCGCACAUUUUGUGGAUUGCUUAGACGGUAAGACGGUUCCACUGAUCACCAAAGACGAAAGUUUACGUGUGGCAGAAAUAAUAGAAAAAGGAGUACAGUCAUAUAAGGAAAAGCGUCUUGUCAUGUUUUAAUAUAAUUUUGCGAACUAUCGACAUACUUCAUAAAGACAUUCCAGAAUACACAUCAUAUGAAAUUAUUAUGUUAAAGUGAUAAACGUCUUUCUUUCAGUUUCAUUUAACUGAUAUGAAAAGUGCCCAUUUCAGACCGGGUUACAGAAUAUUACCUUGAGUGCUACAUCUUCUUGCGGAGACCGAACAUUGUUGUUUAACCUUGGAGAGGUUAAUUUAGUAAAACAGCCCAUCUGAAUAAAACAUAUUUUAGCUUUCUGUUGGUAGGUUAAUAGAGUAAAGAAUUGAUAUGUUUGGAUCUGAAUUAUUUGUCAUUCUAUGGUGUACGUUGCUACGGAAGGGGUUAAUUAUCUAAUUGGAAAUAAAAUAUCAGUCCUAUUA